This is a messenger RNA of Oncorhynchus mykiss (rainbow trout), 4659 nucleotides long. RefSeq names its product MSL complex subunit 1b (gene msl1b). The record is from RefSeq and is a predicted model, not a curated record. Gene Ontology annotation, cellular component: MSL complex. Lineage: Eukaryota; Metazoa; Chordata; Actinopteri; Salmoniformes; Salmonidae. Gene Ontology annotation, molecular function: chromatin binding.
AAGCCAUGUCAAUCUGCACCCGUUCAACAGUCUAAACAAAAUUGUUUUUUUUGUGUUCUCAUACUCUUACAAUUGUAUUUUGAUUCUUGCUUGAACAGUCGCUAAGAUUAUAUUUGGUUAUGAUCUUGGCAAAAUAACUAUUUUGGAUGCAGCAGUUGUUAGCUAGAAUGCUAUCGCUCAUUGCUAGGCUGUAGCAAAGGCUAGCUGGAGAGCCAUUUUAUUGGUUGAAGUGCUGUUGUUUUUUGAAGUAUAAUGUGCUUAAUUUCUGAUGAUGACCCAAACAUUAUAUUAAGCAGGACAUUUAAUACGAGCCUUAAAAUCCAAACGAAGUGUGAAAUGCACUCAUGCAACAUGUAAAUAGAUGCUUUUUUUGCUGGCGUUCUAUAAGAACUCCCCCCUGUUUUCCCACCAAUUUGCGCUUAUCGCCCUCGUGCGGCAAUGUUUGCAAACACAGAAAGGGGUCUGUACUAUAAUGUUUUUCAUCAAUGCGUGCAGGACCAAAAUGGAGGAAAUGUCGAAGUGCUAUCACUUGUUAAAGCACGAGCCACUCUAGUCAAACGAUAUCCCCGCGCGUCCUCGUGGCUUGCAAUAUAAUUGGCUAACUACCAAACCUUCCUGCAGGACCAUGAGGGACGAAGUCUGAUCCAGGCUCAAUGAAACAGAAAAUAGACUCCAAUGACACUUGACUGCUUUGCAAGACCAGCAGUUAUUCUGUCAUGUUAGUUCAAUAACACCUGCGUUUUAUUAGCCAUGACUAUGAGAUCAACUUUGUUUGCUAAUGCAGGAUUUAAGCUGGACACAGAGAAACUUGACUUUGACAAAUCACAAGUGGGAACUGCAAACGUCGUGAAUUCCAUAACCAUCAAGAGAGAAUCCUGUGACUUUGUCAUUGAUGUCCAUGACGUACAUGGGGCAAUCCACAAGACUGGAGGGGAGCUCCUCAGCAAAACAAAGCUCCUAGACCAGAAUUACAUCAUUCGGACCCCAGUGGCUGCUCAAAAUAAAGCGGAAGGGGCACUGGUUCAAGGCGACAAUUGGGGAAGCACCGGGGUGCUGUCAUAUUCCGGCAGACAAAUGGGGGGUGAGGGAAUCCCAAUUAAAGGUAAACUCAUUCUGAGUGACAGUAUGGAUAAUACAGAGUUGGUUUCAAACAAUAACUCCAAGGAUGCUGGUACUGAUGAGAGCACCAGAGGGGUCUCCACUGGAGGAGUUGUCAACACUGCAUCCAUUGAGCUCAGCACAGAGGGCAAGUGGAGGAACAUCAGGAAAACCCCUGCUAACCCCCACACACAGGCCACCUGCCUCCAGCAGAUUCUCCUGCUUCAGCUGGACUUGAUUGAACAACAGCAACAACAGCUGCAGUCCAAGGACAAGGAGAUAGAUGAGCUGAAAGCGGACAAGGAGACGUUGCUGGCGCGUAUUGAGCGUAUGGAGCGCCGUUUGCAGCUGACGAGGAAAGACCCACGUGAUAAGCGCCUAUUUCAGCCGCUAGAGCCCUGGACCCCAGAUAAAGAGGACCUGUGGGAUCUAGAAGUGGGUGACAGCCCCCAGACUCCCACCCCUAGGUCACUCCCCUUCAGCCGAGGAGACAAAGGCCUCAAAAGGAAAUUUUGCUUCCUGGACUCCAAAAUCCAGAAGUCACGAGGGGGCAAAGGCUCCAAGUUCGCCCCCUCUAAGUCAGAGUGUGGAGCUGGCUCUCCCCAUCAGAGGGAGCUGCGCAAUAAAGAGACCCCGGAGAAGACAGGGUUUGGUCGGUCAGCGGUAGAGGGGGGUACUCUGCAAUCGAGCAAUGAGGACCCGGAGCUCACCGCUCGGAUGGAGGAGCUCCCUUUCAUGUCUACUACUGAGAUGUACCUGUGUCGUUGGCAUCAGCCUCCCCCCUCCCCCCAGCGCGAGCCAUCCCCAUCCCCAAAGAAAGAGGAGGUUGUGGCCAUCCCCUCUUGGAGGGAAAACAUUAUGGAGCCCUUGGAUGAGGAAGCUGCCAGUGUCAUCCCAGAGAUGUUGGAAGACAGUGUCUUUUUGAAGCGCCAUGCAAAGCUGGAGUUGGAUGAGAAGAGGAGAAAAAGAUGGGACAUUCAGCGUAUCCGCGAGCAGCGCAUGUUUCAGCGUCUGCAGCAGCGCAUGAACAAGAAGAAGGGGAUCCAGGAAAGUGAGCCAGAGGUCUCGUCGUUUUACCCGGACACUGAAGAUGUCGAGUCCAUAAUCAUCACCCCUUUCCUGCCUGUGGUGGCCUUUGGCCGGCCAUUGCCGAAGCUCACUCAACAAUGGUACCAUGGUGCAGGUGGCGGGGCAGGGCGAGUUUCACAGAAAGACCUUUCAUCAAAAUGCAAGUAUUUAUUCUUCCCCAUAAGUAUGUCUUUUAAGUUAAGUAAACUGAACAUUUGUCACCCAAAACACUUGUCUCAAAGUCAAUCAAUUUCUUGCCUAUUCUUUCCUCUGUUCUUAAAGAAGAUGUUUUACAAAAACAGGUUAAUAUGAAUGCACACUGGUGUAAAUUCAAAAAGGGUCUCAUGAAUGAUUUACUAAUGCCAUUUUGAAGACAUGGUGAGGGCCUUAACAUAGAAUCUGAAGGGGUAAAUAUUGACACUGGAUAUGUAAAUACCAGUAGUUUUGCUAAUCCUUUUAAAGAAAAUUCACAAAGACAAAAAAAACAAUAAUGCACUUUCCUAGAUAAGAAAUGUUAUACAUUUGUCCAUUCCAACAGUUAUCAAUAUUAUUAUUAACAUGUCUGCAUGCUGAAAACAAUUUGCACAUGAUGUGCCAAUUGAAUGAUAACCCAAUGUGAAAUGCUUUUCAAGUUACAGGGGACCUAUUUUCCCGGUGACCUUCCCCUUUCCCUGAUUUCUCCAGGCAACUUUUCAAUUGCUGAAAUGUGUCUUCCUCUGUAGGAACUUUGACCUGCCUUGGCUUGACGAGCGAAGCCGCUGCCGCAUUGAGGUGCCCAAGAAACACACACCACACCGGACCUGUCGGAAGUGAGGUGGUAUCUGCGUGUGUCAAGCAAGAGAGAGAGCACACCCUUCCUUUCCCAGAUGUGAAAAGUUUCAUUUUGUGGGUUUAGGCCGUCAGUGGUGUCAGUAGUCUGUGGAAAAGUAAACCACUGUCUUCCCGUGUGGUUACUUGCCAGCUGGCCUGGAGACGGAGCUGCUGGAGAUAAAGAAAAUGGCUACCAAAUUGGUUAGCUAUGGUAAAUUUGGUGCCCAAUCUAAAAAAAGCUGCCCCCCCCCCCCCCCCCCCCCCCCCUUAGAUAACAGACCCCCUACUAACAACGUUGUGAUUAUAAGGUAAAACACAACUGUUACUUAAUGUCUGUAGUAAGUAACUAUUUAGUAAUAAGCAUGUUCUGUGAAGCAAACCUGGGGAGCACAAACAUUUCCCAAAUGUUUUGGAAUUUGGUGUAAUGUAAUACUUAAUUACUGCAUCAUCACUAAAAUGUGUAACUUUUGAUCAUUACUACAUUGUUACAUAGUUGUCAACCUGACUUAACUUGGGGACUGUGAUCUAAAGGGUAAGAGAAGUGAUAUUUUCCGAUUUGACUGAAUGUCAGUGCUUGAAUUGUACGAUAUGCACAUUGCUACAACUAACCCUGUAUGCUGGAAGCUCCAUUGGCAUUUACAUGCUCGGUGUUUUGCUUAGAUUGAAACUGAACUAUUUUCCCUGUCUGUGUAUUAACUGUAAUAAUAUUUCCUUGUGUGGACACCGCUUCAAGCAAAAGGUUUUAUUAUUGUGCACUAAAGUGUGGAUAUAUGUUUGAUCCUCACUCUGCAUGUAUGUUUAAUCACAAAUGCAGUAAAUAUGAGAAAUGUCCUCUUCUGAUGCUAAAAUGAUUGUCCAUACUUUGCAUCAUGAAGAGAAGUUGGUUGUUUAAAUGAGUACUUCUUGGCAGAAAAAAAUGUCAAAUUAAUUUGAGAACCAUGGGUCUUCUACAGUAUGCUAAUCAUUCGAUUCUGCAUGGUCUUUUUUGAGGUGACAACUCUGUUCCAGGCGAUAUCAACUAUCAGCAUGGUAGAUCUGUAAAUUAAACAUUUCCGCUGAGUACAAUUCAGAGAAGAGUAAUAUCUGAUUUAAUUUCGAAAGCAUGACUCUGGCUGCAUUAUUCAUAAAAACACUGCUUUGUUUAGACAACUGCCUUGUUUCUAGAACGUUCUCUGUGAGGAAUUUGCUCGUGUUUUUCAUUUUAGGAUGUUUUUUCCCCCAUGACAUCACAAAUUGCAGUAGACAACUGAGAUGGAUAUCAGUUUGGAAAACAUGGGUUGGCAUUAGAGUAGCCUAAUCAGCUAGAGUGCUCAAACUUAAUGCUGGGUAUUUUCCUUCUCUUAAAUGCUAGCUAUAUCUAACGAUAUUGGCAUCGAGCACCUGGCGAUGUUAAGCUUGUGUUCUGUCAUGUGUUAUCGCGUCAACAUUUUUACUUUUGGCUCGAUGGCUUCCUGGCUCUCCGACGCUACAGACCACACCAUACAGGCUGGUUUUGAAAUAAUGCGAAAUUGUUCUUCUGUACAUAGCUUUCAGGAGCAAAUGUUGUAAAUAUGAAAUACAUGGCUUAUUUUUGUAUUAUUUAAAUAUUUGUGUUGAGUACAUUCAAUAUUGUUCUAUGAUAAUUGAUUGUAUGUUGACAAAAUAAUUUACAAAAGUUUGUUUUGGAAUAAAAAUAAAAAUUGA